UAUCUCUUUCUCACUCAUGAGAUUGUCACUUGGACUUGUACUUGGCUUUUGCACCUAUUCUAGAACCGCCUUUACAACAACUUGCAUCGGUACUUGUAUCUGCAUUUGCUUUGCAUUUAAUCACUGUCUUACAUGUGAGCGCGCACAUCAAUUUCCAGAUAUCGAAUAUUAAAUUAAAUAAUGAAUUACUAAUUCAUUAAAUAUCAUUAAUACGUAAUCAAUUAAUUAAUUCAAUGUAUAAUAGACUCACUAAUUAAUUAUAUUUAAUUAAUUUGUAAUUUAUUAAUUAAUUUAAUUUUCGGUAACUAAACAAUUCAUGCGCAUGCGCACAUGCAGUAGCAAAUGUAAAGCAAGUACAGAUACAAGUUGUAGAAGCGCCUUAAUUUUAAUCCUUCCCGACUCUGCUUCGGAUGAACAUAAUUUUGGGCUUUUGCUUCCCAACCCUGUUUGUUUACAAAUGUCAUCUUUCGAUGAUGAUAGUGUUUAACAGAAAUUUAAGUCCUAGAAUUUUGUUUGUAAACAAUCAUAACAACCCUAAUAAAUUAAUAAUAUGAAAACGAUAUUUAAGAAUGCGAAAACAAAAUUCAAUGAAGCAGUUUCACAGUAAACGAAGUAUAAAUGUCAGCUUUUCAAGACAAUUUUGUAUUGUGAUAUACAUUUUUAAUUAAUGACAACGAAACGUGGUUUUUUCAAUUAUGAUGAAUGAUUUAAUUAAAGAUAUUUUGGACAAUGAAUGCAGUCAAGAUCCUGCCAUAAAAGAUAAGAUGUAUUUUCUUCAAGGAAAGAAACCUAAUUCCGUAAAAUGUGUCUUCAAUAGCUAUUUAUAUUAUCAACCAACGGAUUGUGAAGAUACAUUUUAUUGCGCAUAUCGAAAAGAUCCAUGCUAUGCCAAAGUAUAUAGGUCCGAAGAUAAAUAUACAGAAAUAGAUAAGCAUAUUUGCAAUAAAAAUGAUAAACGCGCUAUAGAUCAUCUUGCGCUGAACAAAGCGGAGAACGCUAUUUCUCGUUUGUGCAAAGAAACAGAUUUAAGUUUCCCUAAGAUACUACAAUUAGUUAGUCAACGUUUACCAAAUUGCAAAUUAACUUUCGAUGGAUUUAGGGAAAGAAUGAAAAAAUCUAGAACGUCACGUUAUGUUGAACACUCCAAUGUAAAGGAUUUUAUGCAGGCUUUAGUGAAUUUAGACGUUUGCAUUGGAGAACAAAUUGUAGAGAAUGGCGAAUUUUGCACUAUAAUUCAAACGCCCUAUAUAGUCCAAUGUUGUGAAAAUUCCACGGUACUAUACAUUGACGAUCAUCAUAAGAUGACCUUUCAAAAUUUUGACAUUAAAAUCAUGACUUUUGGAGUUGAAGUUGACAAAAAAGCAUGCAUAGCAUUUUAUGCAAUAUAUACGAAGUUAACUUCAUCAUUACGGCUGAAAAUUUUCGAAGAAAUUAAAAAAAUUAAUUCUUUCAAGAAUUUAAAAUUAAUUAUUGGACCAUACUGUUGUGAAAUGCUUGAGGACGUACGACGUGCUUUCGAGGACGUGGAAUUCACAAGUUCAUGGGUUCAUUUUAUUGAGAUUCUUGUCGAAAAAUGGGUUGAACUUGAAAUCGGACAUGUGUCACAGCACAUAUUGUCCUAUUUUGCAUGCAUUCCCUUAAUACCACCUCGAGAUUACUUUAAUGCAGUAAGGACAAUUCAAGAUAUGGUUCAUCAAUCCCUAACAGACCAAACUGAACAAUUUGUUAAGGAUAUUUGUGAUACAAUUAUUUGGGGAACAAAUUUUGUUCCUCUUUUUGAUAGUAUUCACGAAAAAUCAAAUGAUUUAAUUGAAUUAAAUAACAUUAGACUGCGAACGAAAUUAUUGAACUCCAAAUUUACAGAAGAGUUUAUUGAUAAAAUAAAUGCUUUAGCAAAUAAUCAAUCGAGUCGAGAAAAGGAAGUAAAAUCUAUGAUUCAAAAUUGUAUGAUAGACACCAUUCAACGUCUCAACAAGAAUGCACUAGACGUAAAAGGUGCUAUAUUACAAAUUGAAAAAUUUACAAGAAAUUUUAUAAGUUUGCCAAAAGCAGAGAUUUUGAAUAUCAAAGAAAAUUAUUGCCUUAAGGAAUUAGAGGGGAAGAUUUCAAACCCGAAACGGAAAGAAGGAGAAGAACAAUGUAAAAAUAUUAAUCUUACGAAGAAAAAAGGAAAUAAAAACCCUACAGGAGGCAAAAAAUCAAAUGUUAAGGCAGCAAUAAGAUCAAAAUCUCAAGGCCCAAAAUCAGCAAAAAAAAAUAUUAAAAUAUCUGAAGUCAGUGAAAAAUCUAACGCUGAAAUAAACAUUGAUGAAAUAAGUGAUGCUCAAAACUCACAAUCAGACAAUGACAGAAGUUUGAACUUCGUUUUAGAUGCUCCUCGAAACUCAGAAACUCCGGAAAAUAUAAAUCAAAACUUAAGUGACUCUCCAGACACAGAAUAUGCAGAAAAUAAUAUAAAUUUAAUUAGAUUAAGUGAGAAAUCUAACGCAGAAAGUAACAUUGAUAAAACAAGUGCACCUCAAGACACAGAAACACCAAAAGUUCUAAAUGAACACUUAAAUGACUCUCAAGACCAAGAAUAUGAAAAUUCAGAAUAUGAUGAAAAUUUUAUAAAUAUAUCUAGAAUUAGUGAAAACUCAUACGAUGAGGAAAACAAUAAUCAAAUAAGUGAUGUUCAAAACUCACAAUCAGACAAUGGCGGAAGUUUUAAACUCGUUUUAGAUGCACCUGGAGACUCAGAAAUUUCGAAAAAUAUAAAUCAAGACUUAAGUGAUUCUCAAAACUCACAAUCAGAUAAUGACGGAAGUUUUAAGCUCGUAUUAGAUGCCUCUCAAGACCAAGAUUAUGUUGAAAAUAAUAUAAAUAUGCCUAGCAGUAAUAAAUCUAACAAAGAAAUAAACGUUGAUCUAAGAAAUGAGACUCGUGCCUCAGAAAUUCAAAAAAUCGAAGAAUUAAUUAAGUCAAAAAUUAAGGAACCAAUUGUCAUUGAAAUUCCAACGCCUACGUUAAAUCAAUCAUCAUCUCUACCUUUAUCACUUUUAUUCCAAUCUGCAAACAAUCCAAAUGCACCAUCAACGGCAUCAAGAAAAACAACAGAACUGUCCUCAUCACCCCCAAAUUCAUCUAAGGAUUUAGACACAAACAAUCCAAAUGCAACAUCAGCAGCAACAAAAAAAACAACAGAACUGUCCUCUUCACCCCCAAAUUCAUCUAAGGAUUUAGACACAAACAAUCCAAAUGCAACAUCAGCAGCAACAAAAAAAACAACAGAACUGUCCUCUUCACCCCCAAAUUCAUCUAAGGAUUUAGAGAUUAAUUUCAAAACUGAAAAUUCAAAAGACAGAAGAACUAUGCGUUCACAACUUUUCAAACUUUUAAAGAAUUUUAAUGAUGAGCGUAACUAUUCAAAGUGUUUGUUUUGCUCUACAUGCAUUUCUGACUGCCUUCAUUCAAAUGAAAAUUCGCUUCUAAAUUCAAAAAAACAGUUACGUAAUCCUUCAAGAACUUCAUCUAAAUCUAAAAGUUCAUUCCGGUCAUCUCACGGCUCGCCAAAAGAUUCAAAACGACAUUUAAAUUUUCAUGAAUCUACUUCUCAUCAUUCACGAUCAGCUCAUUUACCAAAUCAUUUCAAGACUAGAACAAAUUUGCAUAAUUAUCCAAACCAUGCAUCAAAUACACAAAAUUUGUCACGGUCACCUCGCCAAUCACGAAAAGAUUCAAAACAUUUUCAUGAAACAACAUCUCAUCGUUCUCGAUCACCUCAUUUCAAGAUAAGAACAAAUUCGUAUAAUCAUCCAAAUCAUUCAUCUAUCCCACAAGAUUUUUCCCGGUCACGACACCACUCAAGAAGAAACUCAAAACAUUUUCAUGAAACAACAGCUCAUCGUUCUCGAUCUCCCUAUUUUCAAAAUUAUUUUAAGACAACAAAUUCAACUACUCUUUCAAAUAAUGUUUCAAACCCACAAAAGUCUCGGUCAUCUCACCACUCACCAAGAAAUUCCAAACAACAUUCAAAUUUUAAUAAAACAACAUCUCAUCAUUCUCGAUCACCUAAUUUGAAGACUAAAACAAAUUCGCAUAACUAUCCAAAUCAUUCAUCUAACACACAAGAUUUAUCACGGUCACCUUGCCAUUCACGAAGAGACUCCAAACAUUUUCAUAAAACAACAUCUCAUCGUCCUCGAUCACCCCAUUUCAAGACUAGAACAAAUUCUCAUAUUCAUCCAAAUCAUUCAGCCAGCCCACAACAUUUGUCCCGGUCAUCACACCAUUCACGAAGAGACUCAAAACAUUUUCAUAAAACCACAUCAUAUCGUUCUCGAUCACCUUAUGUGCAAAAUCAUUUGAAGACAACAAAUUCAAUUAAUCUUUUAAAUAAAAAUUCUUCAAACUCACAAAAAAGAUUCUUUAAAAGUGUCGGGAGUUCGACGCCACUCACCUAG
Leptopilina boulardi is the source of this 4442-nucleotide messenger RNA. RefSeq lists its product as uncharacterized. The record is from RefSeq and is a predicted model, not a curated record. The transcript is spliced from 22 exons. The coding region runs from base 696 to 4442 and encodes 1248 amino acids. Lineage: Eukaryota; Metazoa; Arthropoda; Insecta; Hymenoptera; Figitidae.